Megalops cyprinoides (Indo-Pacific tarpon) is the source of this 3810-nucleotide messenger RNA. RefSeq names its product carbohydrate sulfotransferase 3-like. Gene Ontology annotation, cellular component: Golgi membrane. The coding region runs from base 630 to 1928 and encodes 432 amino acids. Lineage: Eukaryota; Metazoa; Chordata; Actinopteri; Elopiformes; Megalopidae. Gene Ontology annotation, molecular function: chondroitin 6-sulfotransferase activity; N-acetylglucosamine 6-O-sulfotransferase activity. The transcript is spliced from 4 exons. Gene Ontology annotation, biological process: carbohydrate metabolic process; N-acetylglucosamine metabolic process. The record is from RefSeq and is a predicted model, not a curated record.
GCGAACAACGGUACGCUUCUUCAUCUAAAGCUCUGUGCGGCGCUCCCGGUGAAUGUCAGCACGUGGUAUUUGGUUGUAGUUUUUUAACGUAAUAUUAUUUUGUCCUCAUAAAACAGCGACUUCAUCUUAGAAACUGGAAUUUUGAACUUUUGAGUAACUUUGAAAAGUUGCUUUCUGAACUUUGUGAGCGUUUAGUCCGGGCUUGUGUUCUUUAAUGUUUGUUUUUCUUUCUAAUUGUACACGUUUUGUUAUUUUGAUUGUUUCGUCAUCUCUGCAAUGUAAGAAGUUAACGGACAUGGAAUUUUUCGGUCGGUGUUCAUGGGAAAUUAAAGGAAUGUGUUGUCCGCGGAUAGUGCAGCAUCUUUCUGGCGAUGGCGACAGUGCGGGAUGCUACGUGACUCGCAGUUGGGCACUCGAAUAAUCGUUGCCUCUCCGGGCGAUACUGAUGAAGCCAGCCUACGUUGGUUUCAGAAGAUGAACUGGGAUUCACAAAGGAUGAAGCCAGACCUGCAGUGAGAGACGCAAUGAACUACAGGGCUCAUUGACCAGGCAGCUGUGGAGCCUUGCAAGAUUGGCAAAACUGAUUGAGAAGCAAUCCCUGGAAUCAUUUAAGAGUCCCACAUCCAAGAAUGAGGAUCAAAUACACAAUAUCCCUCGUCUUUAUUGUGGCACUCGUCAUCAUCGAAAAAGAAAACAACAUUAUUUCAAAGGUCUCUGAUAAACUCACGCCGAGGCAGACUCCUCAAACCCCUCUGCAGUCCAACGUUUCAGCCCCCGCCUUGCUGAAACAGAAUGGAUCCUACUCUUCCCUCAGUCAGCUGGACGUGAUCUUCAUGCACCUGAAGAGACGUCUGGAGAACUACACCCAGCGGACGGAGAGCCGGGCGGGCGGGAGGAAGCACAUCCUCCUCAUGGCCACCACCAGGACCGGCUCCUCUUUUGUGGGCGAGUUCUUCAACCAGCAGGGCAGCAACAUGUUCUACCUGUUCGAGCCGCUGUGGCACGUGGAGAAGAUGCUCACCCUGGAGACGGGCGGCACCAACGCCACAGCCUCGGCCAAGGCCUACCGGGACGUGCUCCAGCAGCUGUUCCUCUGUGACUUUUCCCUGCUGGAGACCUUCAUCAACCCGCUGCCGGUGGACCAUGUCACCACCAACCUGUUCCGCCGGGAGUCCAGCAGCUCCCUGUGCGAGGAGCCUGUCUGCACCCCCUUCGUGAAGAAGGUUUUCGAGAGGUACCACUGCAAGACCAGGCGCUGCGGGCCUCUGAACCUGACCCUGGCGUCUGAGUCAUGCCAGCAGAAGGAGCACCGGGCCAUCAAGACGGUGCGGGUCAGGCAGCUGGAGACGCUGCGGCCGCUGGCGGAGGACCCCCGCCUGGAUGUCAAGUUCAUCCAGCUGGUCCGUGACCCGCGCGCUGUCCUGGCAUCCAGGAUGGUGGCCUUCUCUGCCAAGUACAAGAACUGGAAGAAGUGGGCCGUGGAUGGCGAGGUGCCCAUCGAUGACGACGAGGUGAAGAAGCUGAAAGGAAACUGUGACAACAUCAGGAUGUCUGCGGAGGUGGGCUUGAAACAGCCGGCCUGGUUGCAGGGGAGGUACAUGCUGGUGCGCUAUGAAGACAUUGCCAGGUACCCCAUGCAAAAGGCAGCUGAGAUGUACACGUUUACUGGGAUCCCCUUCACUCCGCAGGUGAAAGAAUGGAUUCUUAAAAACACCCAAGCUUCGAAGGAAGCCAGCGGCGUGUAUUCGACACAGAAAAAUUCAUCAGAACAGGUGGAAAAGUGGAGGUUCGGUAUACCUUACAAACUGGCCCAAGUUGUGCAGAAGGUCUGUGGGCCAACUAUGAAGUUGUUUGGUUAUAAAUUUGUUGAUGACGAAGCUAUGCUAACUGACAAGACUGUCAGUUUGCUUGAAGAAAAGAUGUUUUAGUUCAAUUAACUUUUAUGUUCUUAUAAAAAAAAUCUGCUCAAGCAGAAGAAAACAACAUAUGUUGGAACAAGGGAAUAUAGUGUGAUAUUAUAUUUAUUAAGCCUGAUGGAACAAGUAAAACAAUGGAGAAAGUUGUAGAAAGAUAAGUAUCUCUAGUUGUAUCAGGUGCAGAACUCCAGGGUAUGGCUAUGUUUUACGCUUGAAUCACUUGAAUAACUUUGAUGGAAGGGGAUCUAUCACCAAAGACCAACUGACAGCAGAACCUUCCUGACAUGUGUUCUGUCAUGUUGAAGGAGUUUUAAACUGCCCUUUACCUUUUGUCAUUCUAGUGGAGGGAAAAAGAGUUUCUUUAAAAAAUGAUGGUGUUCUUUGCGGUACAAAACACGCUGCGCAUAUUAAUACCGCAUGGCGAUAAUUUAGUUUUCAGUUGAAGCCUGUGGCUUUAGCGCUUUUGAUCUGAACUUUGCUGCAUUAGUUAUCGCCUGCUUUAUGACAAUGUGUUAGGCAACAUAAACCAAAAUCAGAGAGUGUAUUUGACCUUGGGUGGGUAACUAUAAAUUCAAAUCACAAUAUUUCAGUACUUUUAGGAUAUUAACAAUAUGCAGUCUCAGCGUCACAAGUCUGUAAUCUCCAACCAUUUGCUAUUUGUUCACUAUUCUGUCUCUCAGGACACAGAAAUUUAUAUUUGGUCUUUAGAUACAAACUCAUUCCAAACCACAGAACCUUUCACUCAGAACCAGAUCAUUUUGUUUGAGACAAUGAAGGCCUCUGAACUUUCAUCUAUGAGUCAUUGCAUGGCUGGCUAACUAGUGUACUGUAUAUUUCAGAUGUAUUGAACUGUAUUGUUAAAGUGAAAAGCAUGCAAUGAAGGGCCAUGGUAUUUAAUCAAGCAUGCCUUCAGCUAGGUCUCCUUCAUUAGAAUUUGAUAAUGUGGCCUGAUACAGAUACUGGUACAGACACAUGUGAUACGGAACACAAGGCAUCAGAUUCAAUAGCCAGCUGAACUGACCUGCACCUGAAAUGCAUUCACACAAAUAUUAAACCCCUCCACCACACUUUACUUUUUCAGUUGCUCGUGUUAUUUUAAUUAUCAGAGAGGAUCAUUUUAGUGUACAUGAAAUUAUACCAGUUUAUUGAGUUAAUGUUACCCACCGCAAAUUUGCCAUAAUAAAAUUAGUCGUUUUAACCCGAGACAAUUAGUGAGUUAAUUCAUCAUACUUCUCCAUUACCAAAAUACAGAACAUGAAAUUAAACCACGUGCUCAAUCAAUACUUUGGAGAUUUGCUCAGUUUGUACAUAUUGUAAUGAGAGGGACAUUUUGUAAGGACACAAGAGACCUCAAUGAAAGCUACUAUACAUUCACACUUUCCACAUAGGAAAGUCUUGUGGCUUCGGUGCAGCAGUUUAUUUUUGAUAACUUAUUUAAGUGAUUUCAGAAUGUCAUGCCAAUGUAAUGCCUAUUUGCAGAGAGAGAGAGAAUUAAAAAAAAGAUUUUCCAACACCAGCUUUAUACCAUAGCACAGACACUGUCAAAAGAUUCUCUUACUCUGUCUUAGUGGAUCUUUCUUGGGGCGUGUGUGUGUGUGUUUGUUUAACAAAGUUGUAGUGAUGAAUUACAGGGCUUGGAGAGGAAGCUCAUUAGUUCAUUAGUGUAGAACCCACGUUUACAGUGGUACUGUAUGUACAGUAGGCUUUCGGUCUGCAGCUGGUUUGCAGCAUUCGUUUCUGCCCACACAAUCUCUUGGCUAGUGACUAAAGGAGGCCAAGUGACCAAAAGACUGGGUUUUAUCGAUACAAAUCUCAAUUUUGCAUUUUAAAAACCAGUUUCUGAUAUUUAAAGAUCUGACCGCGGUCAUUCAAAUUUUAUUGUGAAAGUAAAUUA